UCUUUGAGCCGGCUUGAGUAAAAAAUUUUGUGAUACAUCUCCUUCGCUUCGAGUGCCUUAAACAACGACGGCUCUGCAUUAUUAAUCAGGUUCAAUAUAAUCCGGGGGUCAGUUAACGCCAAGCGUAAAGGGGACACUAUUUAAUCGUAGUGCAAAGAUACAAAGGGUUCUCAGUCGUAAUUUGACUCUCGCAUGGAUUCAAUAGCAUGUUUUAUUGUUAUCGUCUUGAGGGAUGCACAAUAAAAUAUAGUUCGGUAAAACAGCGAAGGGGAAGGAAACGUAGAUUUGUGCCACCAAAGCAAUUGGAUCCUUUUCCAAGUGGAACAACUUGUUGAACUAAAUACGUGAACAUUUUAUUUGUGCCACGCAUACGCGUAACCUUGUCCACUUUCGCUUGAUUAAAGAUUGGACAGGAGGCUGUGGAGAUUCCCUUACUCAUCGUUGACCAAGUCCAACGCAGUGAUUCAUUGUUGCAUAUUCAACAAUAGCAGACUGUCAAACGCGUUGCUGGUUCUUCGCGUCGAUAAAAAAUUUUGUUCCGUUCCAACUCUUAACAUCGGAAAUUAGUGCAGUUGGAAACUUUUGUGAGGCUGGAGUUGGUCCAGUGAUUUAAAUAUAGUGAAAAAUAUCAAAUUCUAAGUCUAUUGUAGUCAGCUAGGAGGAUGGCAAAAGUGAACUUUGGUAACAUUUUUCGAAACCAGGAGGAUAUGGAAUCCCCUGAGAUUGCUAAACUCACAGCACCGAUACCAAGUUGGGUUAAUGGUAGCUAUAUACGGAUAGGCCCUGCACUAUGGGAUAUCGGAGAAAUAACAGUAAAUCAUUUUCUAGACGGUUAUUCGAUGUUCACCAAAUUCGACAUCAGGGAUGGAAAGGUGCUAUACCAGAAGAAAUUUUUACAAUCCGAAGCUUAUAGAAAAGCAAUUGCAGCAAAAAAGCCAGUAUUCGCAGAAUUCGCAACACCAUCCCACAUCUCGAAAGGAUUUUUUUCACAAGUGGUCAACGCAUUUAGCUCGAAAGGGAUCACGGAUAACGAUAGCCUGAACCUUUUCUCUGUGGAAGGAGAACUCUUUGCAGCCUCAGAGUCUUGCCAUAUUCAUAAUUUUAAAAAGAACAAUUUGGAGACUGGAGACAGAUUUGACUUUUACAAACUCUUUGGGGUUCACAUGGCUUGUUCACACCCACAACGUGACGCCAUUGGGGAUCUCUAUAAUAUUGCAACUAGUUUUACCACUGGCUGUAAAUACCAAAUUAUCAAAGUCCCAAAUGUAGGCACAGGAAAUGCUAAAGAUGCUCUAAAGAAAACGACAAAUUUUGCUACAAUCUACCCGUCUUGGAAUACAUGCUUCAGUUAUUAUCACAGCUUUGCUAUGACUGAAAAUUACAUUGUGAUGAUAGAACAACCACUUUUAAUCAAUUUUGUCAAACUGGCGGAUGUAAAACUUAAGGCCAAAGCAAUAGUUGAUAUUCUAGAGUGGAGCCCGAGUGAAAAGAACCGAUUUCAUAUUGUUGACAAGAGGACUGGUGAAGUCUUCAAAACCAAAAUUUACUCUGCCAUCCCAUUCUUCUUUUUCCAUUUAGCCAACUCUUAUGAAGAUGAUGGCCACAUCGUCAUUGAUGUUGACGCUUAUCCUGACUCCUCCAUUUUUGAUACCAUGAUGAUGGGAAGACUACGAAAGAGGGAGCUGGAUGGGGCGGACGUCUGCAGAUUGACCAGAUUUGUUAUCCCAAUUAUAAAAAAUGUUAAGGAUGUCGACAAAGGAGAAUAUUUGAGCACUCUUACCUACACGAGUGCAAACGCGAUCCGUGAAGGCGACCAUAUUGUGUUAUCACGUGAGGAAAUUGGAGCACCGGGAUUUGAGGGUCCUAACGUCAGCCCCAUAAAACAUUUUAAGAAGCACAGAUACGUUUAUGGAAGUGGUACUUGUUGCAACGGAUUCUACGCAAAUGCCCUUUGUCGAGUUGACACCGAGACAAAGGAAACAAUUCUUUGGAGGGAAGAACCAUAUUUUUUUCUGGGUGAGCCAGAAUUCCUCCCCUCGCCAAAUGCCACCGAGGAUGACGAAGGGAUCAUUCUCUCGGCAGUGUCCGACGGUCGGGACAAUGGAAAAGACUUUCUUUUAUUCAUCGACGCAAAAACUAUGACUGAGGUUAGUCGAGCUGUUUUCGACAACCAAAUACCGCAAUGUGUCCACGGACAAUUCCUACCCGACAAGAAAAUGAGAAACUGCUUCCCAUCCCAUUAUGUUACAUUCUGAUGGACUUUUACUUCUUCUUCCCGAACUUUUUAAGUCGGUUUUUAUUAAAUUAUCACCAAGGCGGUGAACAAUUAUUGUAGUUAUGGAGAGAAGUAUACCAGGUGCUGACAGGUGACAUUAUUUUUUCGAAAAAUUGAACUUUUUAAGAGUUUGGGAAACUCAGAUUUUUGAGUGGUUGCGAUGCGUUGGCAGGUCACUGGAAAUGGUAACAAAUAUGAAAUCCUGAGAGGAAAUAUUUUGAAAAUAUCUCCAAAAUAUCAGUUUUUAGGCCUUUUAAGAUGGCCUUAUAGAUUUACCCAGAUGUCUGUCUGUCCGUCCGUCUGUGCGCACGAUAACUCUCUUUAAACCAAAG
Molecule: messenger RNA, 2607 nt
Organism: Folsomia candida
Lineage: Eukaryota; Metazoa; Arthropoda; Collembola; Entomobryomorpha; Isotomidae
Product: beta,beta-carotene 15,15'-dioxygenase
Exons: 11
Coding region: 663-2255 (530 amino acids)
Biological process (GO): carotene catabolic process; retinal metabolic process
Molecular function (GO): beta-carotene 15,15'-dioxygenase activity; carotenoid dioxygenase activity
Source: RefSeq, a predicted model, not a curated record